Ixodes scapularis (black-legged tick) is the source of this 608-nucleotide messenger RNA. RefSeq lists its product as uncharacterized. The record is from RefSeq and is a predicted model, not a curated record. Bases 11 to 550 code for a protein of 179 amino acids. The transcript has 5 exons. NCBI's taxonomy places the organism in Eukaryota, Metazoa, Arthropoda, Arachnida, Ixodida, Ixodidae.
GUUGCAGAAUAUGUCGCCCAAAAAUGGCCGACUCCUUCGCUGGAGCCUAGCUUUGCAACAGUUUUCUUUUGAGGUCAGGUACAAAAAGGGUAAACUGCACACCAACGCGGAUGGCUUGAGCCGACGCUCAAAAGGGUCUGUGGCUGAAGGCGACAUGGCAAAGGGAGGAGAGGAGGAACGUCCUGCGCAAGUGGCAUGCCCCCUACCACCGAAUGCAGUGCAGCAUCCACCAGGUGCCAUGCCAGUCCGGAGAACUAGGGCCAAGUCUGGAGUUGAUACGGCACGGGAUCUGCUGUCCAUUCAGCAGGACCAGCUGGCUGUCCAGCGAGAACUGCUGGCCACACAGCAGGGUCUGCUGGCCACCCAGCAGCAGCAGCUGGCAGUUCAGCCAGAAAUGCUGCUCGUGCAGAGAGAGGCAGUCGAUGCACUCCGUCGACUUGCAAGCGCUGUAGAGGGACAAGCAGCAGCAAGUGCGCACCAGUCGUCCGCACUGACUUCGCUAGUGCUUCAGCUCGUCGGUGUGCAGAAUCUCCAUCCGCCAGCCGAAUAAAGUUAGGUUACAUGUUGAGACCUCAUGGCGGUUGCAUGGAACAAGAAGAAAAGGAAUG